Hemiscyllium ocellatum (epaulette shark) is the source of this 4588-nucleotide messenger RNA. Its product is annotated as protein PML-like. Gene Ontology annotation, cellular component: cytoplasm. The transcript is spliced from 15 exons. The coding region runs from base 55 to 4455 and encodes 1466 amino acids. Gene Ontology annotation, biological process: DNA catabolic process. NCBI's taxonomy places the organism in Eukaryota, Metazoa, Chordata, Chondrichthyes, Orectolobiformes, Hemiscylliidae. The record is from RefSeq and is a predicted model, not a curated record. Gene Ontology annotation, molecular function: zinc ion binding; 3'-5'-DNA exonuclease activity; nucleic acid binding.
GAUGCAGGAAGUGAGGGAACGUCACAUGGUCUUGCUGUCUUGAAGAAUCAUGCAAUGGAAACCACACCUACGUCGAGUCUGUUGUCUGAGGAAUUUGAAUGUGGAGUUUGCAGCAAGCAGCUGGAUAGACCCAAGCUGCUACCAUGUCUUCACAGCAUUUGCCAGGAGUGCCUGCAGUCUGAGAAGGCAGACCCAGUUGCUGCUACCUGUCCUGUGUGCAGUGCCCCACUGGACGAGGAUGUCACUAAGGCACGGGACAACACGUUCGCUGCAGACCUGCUGAGCAAGCUGCAGUUGCAGAAGAGGAUAAGAAUGGGGCUGGACAUCUGGUGCAGCCUGUGUCAGGCCUGUAAGGAUGAUAGACCAGCCAGCUCCCUAUGUUUUGAGUGUGACCGUUUCUUGUGCCUGAGAUGCUGCCAUUCUCACCAGCUGCUAACAGAAAGGUACGGACACCAGGUGAAGACUCUGGAUGACCUGAAGGCACUUGACUGUGAAGACUUUGUGACUUUUGCGAGGAAGGGGAAACAGACCACUUGUCCAGACCACAAGGAACAGAACGUGAGGUUUUUCUGCAAGACGUGUUCCAUGAGUAUUUGCUGCAAUUGCCUACUACUUUAUCACAUCUCCCCAGAACACUGUUACCAUGACAUUAAGCAGGAAGUCAUUUUGAAGAAGGAGGAGUUGAAACAAAUGGUGGAAGCAAUCCAAGAAAACCACAAUAAAUUCACUGAAGCCCAGGCACAACUGAAAUGCCUGCAAGAAAACCUGGACAUCAUGAAAAAUAAUACAGAAGCAUUAAUAAGGCAGAAAGCUUCUGCCACUAUUCAAGAGAUUAAUAGGCAAGGCGAUGCACUGCUGGAAGAGCUAGAGAGCGAGUGCAGUUCCGUGGUGAGGGGAUUGACCAACAGUCUGAACAAAACAGAACAAAUAAUUAAACGAUUGGGAGCAGGGAAAGUGCAGGCAGAAAACCUGCUGAAGUUUGGCAACAGUGAGGAAAUGAUGAUUAUGUACAAUACAAUCAAGUCAGCACUGACAGCUAUUGUCGUUGAGACAUUAGAGGACAUAAGGAAGGAAGACACUUGGAUUGAGUUUAUAGAGUGCACGUCAGAAACGGAGAAUCUAUUGGGAACCGUCAUUACCAAAAAAGAACCAAGUGAAAGAGCUGAUGAUUCUGAAGUUGAGGAUGUGCUGCUGGACUCCUUUUCAAGUCAUGACCAGGACAGAUCUUCAACAGAAGAGAGCCCAGCUAACCUGAUCUGCCCAGCCAACUUCCUGAUCCACCCAGGAGCUGAAGGGAUGCUCCGAGCAACCGCGAGCAGCACCGAUGAGUUUGAGUUUGAGAAUGUGAUGUCACCAAACAACUGUUCGCAAGGUGCACACCCAGGACAGAGUGACUCAAUGGACUUUCUCAGACUGCCAUUCACAAGUACAGUAGGACAACUGGAGGGGGCAGGAGAGGAAGAAAAGAGAUCUGAGCGGACUUUGAUUCCAGGUCCUGGCUGCAGUGCAUCAGUAAAUGACGUGUGUCCAAGUGGACGUUCUUUCCCAAGCAAAUUCAAGGAGAAGCGCCAGAAAGUUCCAGACAAACAGCAGGGCAAACAAUUGUGGUCAUCAGAGGAUGGAAAAGCGACAAGUGCCAAAAAACAGUGCCUGCACUCGGAACAUAAUUAUAGUGUGAAGUUUGCCUCUGACAGCCAACCUGAGCUUCUGGUCCAGAGCAACGUGGAAUGGACCAUGCUGAACACUUCCCCUGAAAUUGAUAAGGAUCCCUGGCAACUGCCAGCAGAAAAAAGAAUAAAACUAUCUUCUGAAAACAGUGAAUACAACAGGGACCCCAAUGAGGACACAUUUUCCCAUCUGUCUGAAGUGCAGAAAGAGGCAUCUGCAGCUAGUGAGACCAUCAUGUCAUCUCCUCACUGCUUGGGGCCAAAUCUGUUGAAUCAGAGCAUUGAUGAUCGAUGUCGAGAUAAUGCAGCACAAAUUCACCUCAGUCCGGAAAUGGGGGGAAGUCCACUGGUGUUUUUCCAACUGCAGACCACAGGAAUGGGGGGUGGUGAUAUUAUUCAGCUGUCGGCAGUGAGUGGGGAGAAGACCUUCAACAAGUACAUCCUGCCCAGUGAAGCUGUGUCAGCAGGAGCUGCCAAUGUUACGGGAAUACAGGUCGUGGAUGGAAUCUUGUACUUAGGAGGGGAGCCUCAAACAACCUGCAGCAUCCAGGACGCCAUGACAGCUUUCCUUCAGUUCCUGCAGUUGCAGGGGAGGCCUCUGUUAGCAGGCCACAACAUUUGGAUCCGUGACUGUCAAAUCAUUUACAAGGCAUGGGAAGAUCUCUUCAUGAAAGAUCAGUUUGCCAGGUGUGUGACUGGAUUCCUGGAUACCUUAUGGUUGGCCAGGUAUCUUGUCCCCAGGUCAAAGGUCAAUAACUAUAAACUUAAGAAUUUAGUCGCUGCAUGUGUUAGGGAGUUAUUUAUUUCCAAAGGGCCUCUGAGCAAUGUGAGGGCCAUGCAGGAGCUGUAUUCUGUUCUAAAUCCUACACCGGGACCAAUUCAGAAGAGUCAGUUUACCCUGUCUCAACUCGAGUGCAGAAUAUCCCUGCAACCACUGUUCAAUCAGCAAAUGAUAUCCCGCCUGGUUGCUGAUAAUCUGGCUUUUGAGGGAAUCAGCCUGCAUGUCCUGCAGCUGACUCACACCAAUAACCCACAGUCUGGUCUGUAUGACCUGCUUCAUGCUUGUGUCAAUCUAGGCCUCUCGAAUCUGCUGCCAGUUGUGAAUAAAAUUCGGUUGUAUCUUGAGCAGCAGAGAGGGAAACGCAGAUUCUAUCGGAGUCUAAUGAGGAGUGUAAAGCUUAGAAAGUAUGGAACAACACCUGCAGCACAGAGUAAUCCCAAGGAAACCCGAGUCUUCUUUGACCUGGAAACCACUGGCCUAGGAAGAUAUUGCGAUAUAGUGCAGCUGUCGGCAGUGAGUGGUGAGAAGAUCUUCAACAAGUAUAUUGUUCCCAAAAAGCCAAUGUCAAAGCGAGCUGAAAAAGUUACUGGAAUACAGGUCAUAGAUGGAAUUUUGUACCUAAGAGGAAAAUCUCAGACAACCUGCAGUCUCCAGGAUGCCAUGACAGCUUUCCUCAAGUUCCUGCAGUCACUGGACAGGCCUCUGUUAAUAGGUCACAAUAUCUGGAGAUUUGAUAGCCCAAUUAUUCUGAGAGCCUGGAAACGGUUGUCCAUGAAAGAUCAAUUUGCUGGAUGUGUGACUGGAUUCCUGGAUACAUUAUGGCUGGCCAAGGAAGUUAUUCCAAGGUCAGAGGUCAGCAGCUAUCGUCAAUGUCAUCUAGUGCGAGCCAUUAUUGGGGAAGAUUAUGAAGCUCAUAAUGCUAUUGAAGAUGUAAAGAGCUUGCAGAAGCUGUACACUUCUCUUGAAUUUACUCCAGAGCAGAAGCAGAAAAACUACGGACCUGACGGAACUAUUAUCUGGUUCAGUUUAACUUUCUGGAAGAGAGCUCGCUCAGUCUGUCGAAGCCAGAGGAUCGGGAGCGACUGGGUGCUCAGGAGCAGACAGUCAGUGAAUCUGCAGCUCACAGAGAGUGGAGUGACAGAGACAGCACCCAGUGAUACCAACAGUGCUGUAUCCAGUGUUGAACAUUCCAAGGAGGAAUCCCAACCAGGGAACAUUGAGGACACCCUGGUGUUCUUUGACCUGGAAACCACCGGCUUAGACAAACACUGUGACAUAGUGCAGCUGUCAGCAGUGAGUGGUGAGAAGAUCUUCAACAAGUACAUCCUGCCCAGCAAAUCCAUGUCAGAGGGAGCCACACACAUUACUGGAAUACAGGUCAUGGAUGGAAUUUUGUACAUGAAAGGAGAACCUCAGAUUACCUGCAGUCUCCAGGAUGCCAUGACAGCUUUCCUCAAGUUCCUGCAGUCACUGGACAGGCCUCUGUUAAUAGGCCAUAACAUUUGGAAAUUUGAUGGUCCAAUUAUUCUGAGGGCCUGGGAAGAAUUGUCCAUGAAAGAUCAAUUUGCCGGAUGUGUGACUGGAUUCCUGGAUACCUUAUGGCUGGCCAGGGAAGUUAUUCCCAGGUCAGAGGUCAGCAGCUAUCAGCAAUCUAACCUAGUGCAAAGCCUUCUUAAGAAAAGUUAUCAAGCUCAUAAUGCUAUUGAAGAUGUAAAGAGCUUGCAGGAGCUGUAUUCUUUUCUCAAAUUCACUCCAGAGCAGAAGCAACGAUGUCAAUUUUCUGUCUCACAGCUUGAGUGCCGUGUCUCUCUACAGCCUCUCACCAAUCAGAAGAUAAUAUUCUUCCAGCUUGCUGAUAAACUUGCGAUGCAGGAAAUUAGUCUCGAAAAGCUGAAAUUAGCGCAUGAACAAGAUGCUGAAAUGGGGCUUAAAAACCUGCUCAAUUCUUUGGGAGUUACCAGCCCGACUCACAUCAGAUUUUAUAACUUUUUCAAAACAAUGAGUUAGCAAAAAGCACUUUUCCCAAUAUUCAAGACAUAAAUCAUUUAUUCAUCUCUUCUUAUUUGCUGAUUGUUGUAAUCUGCAUUUCUGUUUUUGUGGAUGUUACGAUAAGUAUGAAUCAAUAAAUAAUAUUCUUAAA